Heterobilharzia americana is the source of this 2769-nucleotide messenger RNA. The record is from the annotation of a GenBank genome assembly. Lineage: Eukaryota; Metazoa; Platyhelminthes; Trematoda; Strigeidida; Schistosomatidae.
AUGCUUUUGUUAGAAUGCUUCACCCGAAUGUACUUUACCAAACCUAGAAUCACUUCAAACAGUUUUCGCAAAAUGGAGUACGGUUAUGUCGUGUAUCCAGAUGAAUACUAUGCUAAUGCUGAGGAAGAAGAAGAGGAAUGGGAUCGACAAGCAUAUCUUGACCCUAUGUGGGAAAUACAGCAGAAAAAAACUUUUACAGCCUGGUGCAAUUCGUAUUUAAGGAAAGUUCACACUUCGAUUGAAAACAUUGAAGAAGACUUCACUGAUGGGCUUAAGCUGAUUCAGCUACUGGAAACACUAUCUGAAGAGCCUUUGCCAAGACCCGACCGAGGACGAAUGCGCUUUCACAAAUUAGCGAAUGUUAAUAAGGCAUUGGAAUAUAUAGAAAGUAAAGGUGUUCAGCUAGUUUCAAUAGGUGCUGAAGAAAUCGUGGAUGGUAAUAUCAAAAUGACACUUGGGAUGAUCUGGACAAUUAUUUUGCGGUUCUGCAUUCAGGAUAUUACUGUUGAAGAAAUGUCUGCCAAGGAAGGUCUCUUACUUUGGUGUCAGCGUAAAACUGCUCCGUACAAAAAUGUGAACGUACAAAACUUUCAUAAUAGUUGGAAAGAUGGUUUGGCAUUUUGUGCACUGAUACACCGUCAUCGGCCAGAUCUUAUCGACUAUUCGAAACUUUCUAAAGAUAAUCCAAUACACAAUCUAAAUUAUGCUUUCGAUGUGGCCGAAAAACACUUGGAUAUUCCACGGAUGUUGGAUGCUGAAGACAUGGUCAAUACAAUAAGACCAGAUGAACGAUCUGUCAUGACCUAUAUUUCAGCCUAUUAUCAUGCGUUUGCUGGUGCACAAAAAGCGGAGUCUGCGGCGAAUCGAAUUUCAAAAGUCUUAAAAACCAAUCAAGACAAUGAAAAACUUAUGAAGGAAUAUGAACAAAUGGCAUCGGAUUUAUUAGCUUGGAUACAGCAACAAAUACCGUUUUUAAGAGAUCGAACAACUGAUGGGACAAUAUCGGGUGCUCGUUCAAAACUAGAUCGUUACGGAGGUUAUCGAGCAUUUGAUAAGCCUCCUAGGUUAGAUGAGAAAACGUUACUAGAAAAUACGUACAAUACACUGCAAACACGUUUGCGAUUAGCAAAUCGUCCUUCUUUCCUACCAACUGAAGGACGUAUGAUAGAAGAUAUUGAUUCAGCAUGGCGACAGUUAGAAAACUAUGAAAAAGGUUUCGAAGAUUGGCUAGUUACUGAAAUUAAACGACUUGAGCAAAUUGAAUAUUUAGCUAAGAAAUUCCGACUAAAGUGUUUAACUCAUGAAGCGUGGACAGAUGGAAAAGCUAAUGCACUUUCAUUAGAAGACUAUGAAGGCGCCAGUUUAUCAACAUUACGUGCAUUGGCUCAAAAGCAUGCUGCAUUUGUAAGUGAUUUAGGUGCUCAUCAAAACCGAGUAGAACGUAUUGUCGCUAUUGCUGAAGAAUUGAAUCAGUUAAAUUAUGAUAAGGUUCAAUCUAUUAAUGAACGUACACAGAAUAUCGUGGAACAAUGGGACAAUUUGGGACGGUUAUCAGAAAUUCGUAAACAUAAAAUUCAUGGUAUUUUAGAUUUACUCAAUCAGAUUGAUCAUCUUCACUUGUCCAUUGCUAAACGCAUAGCGCCUUUUAAUAAUUGGUUAGAGCAAGCAACUGAAGAUCUUCAAGACAUGUUUAUUGUCAACAGAGUUGAAGAUGUUAUGUCUUUGAUAAGUGGACAUGAGAACUUUAAGAAAACCCUCCCAGCUGCACAAAAGGAAUUAAAUGAUAUCAUAACAGAGACGGAACAAGUGAGAAAGCUAAUUGAAUCGAAUAAUCUCUCACCGAAAUUAAUCGAGAAUCCAUACACUAUGAUUGAUUGUUCUACAUUACAAACUAGAUGGGAUGCGAUGUAUUCAUUAAUUGGAGGAAGAGAUGAUGCACUACGUCAAGAACUAACUAAACAACAGGAAAAUGAAAAAUUGAACAGUCAGUUCGCUCAAAUCGCUAGUCGGUUAGGACCUUACUUAGAACAUAAUCUGGAUUCAGUACAUUCAAUUGUAACAAAUCAAAAGUUAUCAUUAGACGAUCAGAUUCAACGUUUAAACAAAAUUGAAGAAGAUUUAGAAGGAUGGAAAUCAACAAUGGAUGAGUUAGAAAAACUUCAUCAGAAACAACAGAAAUUCCUUAUUACGCAUAAUCCACAUACACGAUAUACAAUGGAAACGCUGCGUGUUGGAUGGGAACAACUGAAGACUAAUGUGAAACGUGGUCAAAAUGAAGUGGAAAAUCGUAUUAUAGCUAAUGAAUACCGUGGUGUUACAGAACAACAAAUUGAUGAAUGUCGCAGAUGCUUCAAUCACUUCGAUAGGCAUAGGACGCGUAGACUAGACCCACUAGACUUUAGAGCUUGUUUGGUGUCACUUGGAUUUACGAUCCCUAACACUUCCCAAGGUGAAGCUGAUUUUAUGCGUAUCAUGAAAACUGUAGAUCCACAUUGUACUGGCUAUGUAACAUUCGAUUCAUUUAUGCAGUUUAUGUCACAGCAAACAAUGGAAGCUGAUACAGCUGAACAAAUGGUUGACUCAUUUAGAACUCUAGCGGGUGACACACCGUACAUAACAACUGAACAGUUGAGAAGAGAACUUGAACCUGAGUUGGCUGAUUAUUGUAUUAAUCGAAUGAAAGCAUACAACGGACCAGAUGUUACAAAUGGUGGGGCUUUAGAUUAUACCUCAUUUGCAGCAAGUUUAUAUGGUGAAUCAGAAUUGUAA